This is a messenger RNA of Chlamydomonas reinhardtii, 3637 nucleotides long. RefSeq lists its product as uncharacterized. The transcript is spliced from 8 exons. The record is from RefSeq and is a predicted model, not a curated record. NCBI's taxonomy places the organism in Eukaryota, Viridiplantae, Chlorophyta, Chlorophyceae, Chlamydomonadales, Chlamydomonadaceae. Bases 230 to 1780 code for a protein of 516 amino acids.
GCUAUUGUGCAAGGACUUUUUACCUACUUUCCACUCGCCCGUUAAAUCUAGCACCUAAGCCAUAUUUUAAGCGCAAACUUGCGGACCCUCCAACAAGACAAACCUAGUCGCUCUCACCCGGAAAAGAAUGCUCAAAUCCACAUCUUUCCAGCGCCCGGGCGUAGUGUCUAGAUAUCGCUGCGUCGCGGUGCAGUGCUCGAACUCCAAACGCCGCGGGCGCCCGGCUCAUAUGCGCAGCCCUGACGACUCUCCUCUACGGGAUGGCAACCGCGAUAGGCUGAUGGGCCUGCUCACAGAACGUGCCGCCAAGACGCUGGCGUACUAUCUUCAGGAGACAAACCACAACAUGCACAACUGGAUGAACCGCUUUAUCAAGGAUCACCCCAUCCCACGGGACGGCAACUGGGACGACGUGAGCGGCGACUCCUUCCUGCGCAAGCUGCUGUCCAUGCCCAUGGAGGAGGCCUCGCCAUGGGGUCGUGAUGAGUUGUUCCACAACGCCUCCCUCACGGACGUCGACCCGCGCAGCAUUGCGCAGCGGAUCAUGGAGAUCCGCACGCAGCUGGCGGUGGAGUUCGUCCAGGACCUGCAGUACGUGGCGGAGGACAACAAGCUGCUGCAGCUGGAGACACUGCAGGCCUCGCUGCUGAGCACUGACUCCGCCAUUGCGGACGGCAGCGCGGCCGCACGCCAGGCCGCCACCUCGGCGCCCGGCGGCGGCAGUGGCAGCGGCAGCGGCUCCCCCAGCGGCUCCGCCUCGCCCUCGGGCACCUCCACGCCCGGCGGCAGCAACACGCGGCCGCGCGACGGCGAUGGCGAGGCGGCUCGCAUGCGCAUGCGGGCCGAGAAACAGAACAAGGACAAGGCCAAGAAGAGCGUGCUGCCGGCCAGCGGCUCAACGCCCUCCAACUGGCGCCUGAGGCUGGAGGUUGAGGCGCAGGUGCACGGGGAUGACACCGAGAGCCCCAACGCGCCGCCCUCCGCCACCGGCAUCCCCGACAGCAUCCAGACCGGGCGCAUCUCACCCAUACGCCCCGCCGCGUCGCCCGCGCCCCCGGCCCCGGCGCAGCCCACCAGCCCCGCCGCCUCCUCAAGCUCGGAACCGGCGCCGCCGCCCUCCUCGCAGGCCACUCCCACCACCGCCUCCUCCUCACCCUCCUCCCCCUCCCCAUCCUCCAGUAGCACCUCGGGCGCCGGCUCCUCCUCCUCCGCUGCUCCUCCCUCUCCUCCCCCGCUGCACCCGGAGGUGGCGGAGAUGCUGCCACUCAUCCGCUCGCGCCCCAGCGAGGCGCUGACGCCCGACGUGGCGGCCAUGCUGUCCUCGCUGGCGCUCAUGAGCAACGGCCAGCUGCACCCGGACAUCGUGUCGGCGCUGCGGGAGGCGGUGGCGGGCGGCGCGCGGCUGCACCCCGAGAUGGCGGAGCUCCUGCGCAUGGACCUGGACACAGCCAUCGGGGCCACGGCUGGCGCGAGCAGCUCGGGUAACACAGGCAGCUCGGGUGCGGGGAGCUCGGGUAGCACGGGCAGCUCGAGUGCGGGAAGCUCGGGUGCCGUCUCCCGGGCAGGGCCGUCAGGGCCGUCCGGGUCGGCGCUGGCCGCGGCGUCUUCGGCUGCCGCGGCGGCUGCGGCGUCGUCGUCGGGCAAGCCGCAGGUGGAGGUGGCGGAGUCGCCGUCUGCGGCCGCAGGGCCUCAGGUGGUUGAGGCCAAGCAGGAGGAGGACGUGGAGGACGCCAUUGCGCAGCUGCAGAACGACACCUGCCUGCACAGCGACGAGGAAUGAGUGAGCGAGGACUGAGCUAGGAGCGGGCGGGCGGGAACAGGAGCGUGAGCAGGAGCCGGGUGGCCGCGGUUGAGAACGAGUCGCACACGGACCCGUGCGUCAGCGGCCCGGCGUCCGUUGUGGCGCAGGCCUCUACCCGUGGGUUGUGCACUCCUUGCCGCUACCGGCCUGGUGGGACCACGUCGGAUGGCCCUGCCAAGGGCGCUCGGGAACUUGAGGGGCUCUGGGCUUUAAUGGCGUGUUGGUGUGUAGGUAUGUGCGCGCGCUUGUGUGUCAGUGGUGGAGGGUGGUGGUCGUCGGGCGAGACGAGGACUGAUGUGAGGUCGCAGGCGGUUAGGCCAGCAGGCGGCGGCAGUGGAGGUGGCUGGUGCUCAAAAGGCUAAGCCGCGCCGCUACUCCCCCGAGUGCAUUAUUGCAUCGCCUAUUUCAUGCGGGAUGCGAUCAGUGGAUUGACGGAAGAAAUGGAGAGAGAAAAAUAUAUCGAAGAGUCUUCGCAAACAAGGCAAGUCCGAGCUGCUGGGUUCGAAGGGGCCGCUAUUGUACCAUGCUCUUGCCACGUGGGCUUGCCCGAGGCUCGAGCCACUUUUGCCCAAGUCGGUCACCGAUUUCUUAUUGUGUGUGUGAGCGCGUGCCAAGCAACCGAGUGUGUGUAAGUGUGUGCCCGAUCGUUGUUCAUGUUUCAUUCAGUUUGGUUGAAAUUGCCCUCGCCACGGGAGGGAGCAGAAACAUCGUGUGGUGUGACGUGGUGAGGGCUGCACGUGGGGAGUCACGGCGCGGCGGCACCCGUUUGUUGUUGAUGAUGGCUGCACGAGGUCCAGAUUGGCCGGUUUGCAAGCUAGGAGUGGGAGGCAACAGUUUGGGUAACAGGCGAGGCGAUAGCCAGGUCGACAAGAGUCGCGACCACCCCUGGCCUUGGCUUGGUAUAGCGGCCGGGCUCGCAAGGGCAAGCUCGUUUGGUGUACAGAGGACAUCUCGCUGCGGGAGGAAGGCGGGUAUUAUGAUUCCUACGAACACUGGGGAAGCAAUGCGGCUGGAGAUGGGGCAAUGGCGAACCAGUCCCCUGCGUGCAACGCAUGCGCCGGGGCGUCAUAAGAGCUGAAGCACCGCACACGGAGGAGACAGGCAUCGUGUGCCGUGUGCACUGCACGUCUGCACAUAGGGAAUGUGUGUGUUGGCUGACGCCGGCUGUACUUUAUCGACGGAUUGUAUUAUAACCCAGCUAAUGCGCUCUAGGUGAUUAUUGGGAUGUAGCGGAGGUUCUAGGGUGCACCAUUGACACGUGCGCGGCUGUGACAGGUAGUCCUGAGAUGGGAGGCAGGCAAUGCUGCGGCUUGAGCGCCAGCAAAGGCGGCAGGCGAAGGCGAGAGGCACGGAUGCGGAGCAUGUAGUGACCGGAGCGACCCGGACUGGCCGUGGUGGCAGUGGAGCACUGCCCGGCGCACUCUGUUGAUCACCAUGUCGAAUGUCAAGUGCGGGCCAUCCAGCCACACCACAGCGCUCAGUGAACGCACGGGAUGGGUCCAGGACUCCAGGUCGCUCCACGCGGCCCCCCAAACGCGCCAACAAGAAUGCAUUGGUUACAAGAGGGACUUGCUGACGCGGGUCGCGAGCGAGAUCUGCUGUGCCAGCUGUGGAGCUACCUCGGGGGCGUGCCACCUGCAACGCCAACGCCAUUGAGGCUACGACGUGCCGAACUGCCGAUGUCUGCGCAGAGUCGGGUUCAUUAGAAUACAUGGCCGUUGGGCUGCACCGCUGCAGCGGGCAUGUGACCUUGCAUGUGACGGCGUGUCUGCGCAUUAAGACACGCGGCGUUGCUGUGUGCUGCGUCUACACAUGCGCUUUCCCCCUUUAUAGCCU